Molecule: messenger RNA, 684 nt
Organism: Erigeron canadensis
Lineage: Eukaryota; Viridiplantae; Streptophyta; Magnoliopsida; Asterales; Asteraceae
Product: gibberellin-regulated protein 6-like
Exons: 3
Coding region: 61-366 (101 amino acids)
Source: RefSeq, a predicted model, not a curated record
UUUCUCAUCAAACCAUUUCCUACAUUUCCUAUAAAUCUACUCUUCCAACCGAUCGAAGCCAUGGCUAAGUUCUUUGCAGUCUUCGUCUUGGCUCUCAUUGCCAUUUCCAUGCUUCAAGCUACUGUCUCGGCUAAUGGAGGACAUCAUGGAGGCGGAUUUGGACCUGGAAGUUUGAAAAGCUCUCAGUGCGGUGGGGAAUGCAUAAGGAGAUGUAGCAAAACGCAAUACCACAAUGCAUGCAUGUUGUUCUGCCAAAAGUGUUGCGCCAAGUGCUUGUGUGUACCCCCGGGUUUCUACGGAAAUAAACAAGUCUGCCCGUGCUACAACAACUGGAAGACCAAGGAAGGCGGUCCCAAAUGUCCUUAAGUUUCGACAAAAUUUUACACGUUUAACUACGAUACUAUUCAAGUUUAUUCUAAAGUCUAAUUACUACUAAUUAAUUAUGUUCUAAGGUUUUUAAUAUGUACUACUACUACUACUAUUCCUUUUUGUGGUAAUAGUGUGAGGUCCAUUUUUAUCAAAAAGUGAAAUGGACUAAUGGCAUGUUUGUCAGUGUGCCGCAGUCCAUUGGAUGCUAUUCUUUCAUCCAACAUGUGAUUGGGCCCUAAAUGUUUCACAAGUAAUAUUUUGAUUUUAAGAAAUAUAUAAAUUAUUUACGUGAAUUUAUCGAUUCACGGUUUCAUA